Suhomyces tanzawaensis NRRL Y-17324 is the source of this 3804-nucleotide messenger RNA. It is a transcript of the gene TSC11, whose product is annotated as TORC2 complex subunit. The record is from RefSeq and is a predicted model, not a curated record. The coding region runs from base 1 to 3804 and encodes 1267 amino acids. Gene Ontology annotation, biological process: TORC2 signaling. Gene Ontology annotation, cellular component: TORC2 complex. The transcript has 3 exons. Lineage: Eukaryota; Fungi; Ascomycota; Pichiomycetes; Serinales; Debaryomycetaceae.
AUGAGCCUGUCGAAACUCAAUGCAUCGCUGGAGCCAGCAACAGACUUCAAAAGAGUGCCGUCGUACCGCGAGGUCACCCCCACGCCAGGCGCUUCCAACCCUGCCAGAGCGGCCACUCUCUCUCCUCCGUCCUACAACACCAAGGCCCAGCUGUCGUCACCAGUGGUAUCGACGUUCACGUCAGCAUCCACGCUUCUCCCCGUGGCUGGCUCAUCUCGGAGACGUUCCACCACCACAGCAUCUAUCGAUUCGCUCAACAUCCAGUCGAUCGAAAACAUCCGAAACCAAGCCAGUGCCGCCUUCAGCGGCUUCGGCUCCAACCGUUCCGAGUCCUCCAUCAACCCCGAGAGUCCGACAUGGCUUCUCAGCGACUUGCUCGCCAGUUUCAGCUCCGUCAAGGAUAUGGACGAGUACCAAAUCGUGGCCAAAGGAAACAGCUUAGUACAGUUGUUCCAGCAAAACCCUAACCUCAAGAACGACAUCCUCAUGAAAAACAUCCUUAACAAGAUCCUGUUCAUGUUCCAACACCAUGUCAGCGAGGUCCGCAGUGUGGGCUACCGCAUCCUUCGGUACCUCAUCUCCAACUACGAGUCUUUAGUGGUAUUGGUGCAGUACAAGGUACUCAUCUAUAUCAUCAUAACCAUGUCCACCACCAGAUCCUUGUUGGUGGAGAAGGAACAGGCAUUGAAGUUGAUCAGGGAGUUUUUGACCGUAGAAAAUGGCUCGGAUUAUCUCUCAAUUGGAGUGAUAAAAUCGUUGAUUGCACUAAUUGAGAGUAAUAACGAAUCCAUGGACACCUCCGAGGACUCAUUUAAAACUAUUUGCGUUGAAACUAUUUGUGAAAUUUCUUUAUUGAAACCAGAGUUGAUAUUCCACAGUGGUGGUUUCAAGAUAAUCAUCAACACAAUUAUCGAUGGUUCAGUGGAAAUGUCAGCAAACUGUCUUUUCAUUCUUUUCAAAUUACUUGAUUUUAAGAAAUCAAGACAUUUGUUGAGAAACGGUUACGAUUUGAUAUCGAUAAUAUCCGUCUUUUCGACAUUGAGUGAGCAAGAUUCCGAGUCUGAAGAAAAAAAGCACGAGAAGAACAAAUUUACUGUACAGAGACUCCAAAAAGCAUCGUUCUUGAUCUCCAUACUAUUAAAGAAUUUCAACGGGUUGAUGGCCUUCUCCAUAUUUAACUUUCGUAUGCUUCGAGACUUGUUGGACAAUCUUAGGAAAAAAAACAAUUUAGUCAGAGAGUUUAUCUUGGAUAUUCUUUUUGACGUUUUAAGAAUCAAAAGUUUACCUUGGUUGGCAAAAUCUUCAAUUGGAGAUGUCAUAAGGCUAUUCAAUUCAUAUCUCAAUUCAGAAAGUAAUGAUGAGGUAUUCAAUUACUCUACAAUCAACGAGGAUUCAUUUGAGUAUAGUCUUAUCAAUCAUUACCGGGGAUUAUUGACACUAAUUUUGGUCAAGAACGGGAUUUUUGACUUAUUGGUGGAGAUAAUAGACCAGAACACCAACGCAAAAAUUACAUCAAAAGCUACAUUAUUGCUUACAAACUUAUAUGCAAUGUGUAAUAAUCUAUUGCCUUUGGAAUUAAUUGAGAAGCACUUGAUAUUUUCCAACAUAUCUUCUCAAUCUUCUUUUGAGAUUGACAAGUCCACAAGAAACAAAUUUGUGCCAACUCGAAAUUACAAUGCCUCCUUGAAGGUGCAUUUGAGGAAAAUCAAUAUUUCCUCACGAUACAACAUUGAUGACAUAGAAUUCAAAGCUAUGAUUUCCAAUACCAGAAUUCUAACCGUUAAAGAGUUUGAGGAUUGGAACUGGUCACUUUUGUUAAUAUUGAUCCAGGGUCCAUUAUCUAACCCAAAACGGUUUGAAGAAGUCUUGGAAAAGAGUCCCAAAUUUUUUAAAAGAUUGAUGUCAUUUUUCAGGCCUUUUAAAUUCAGGUUUUGCAAUAUAUCAGUCAAUUCAAGGAACUCCUCGAAAUUUAUUAAUAUUGGAUGUCAACUCAUUGAGCUAUUCCUAAGUCUAGACGCUGGGGUUAAAUACCUUGCGACAAACAAAAUUUUGCCCCAGUUGACCGAGAUCUUGGCUCAAAUGGAUCCAUAUAGUGGUAUAACGGCAAAGGAGCCCAUACUUUCACGCAAGAGAUUAGAAAAUAGCGUCAGCUAUGGGUAUCUUAAGUUUAUUGGAAAUUUCAGUGGUUCUGCAGCCGGACUUGCAUUACUUGAACAUUGGCAAAUUUUCACUAUCCUUCAAAAUAUCAUCGAUACAAGUAUCAACAAUAACAACAACAAUUUGUUUAUCCUCACAUUAUUUAGAAGUGUUGAUUUCUCAUUGGAUUCGCAAUUUAGAACAAUCUUGCUCAAAAGUUUCAAAGUAUCAAACACAAAGAUUAAAAUGUUUAUCAUCAAGGAAUUGCUACCGCGCCUUAUUAAUGAUAAGCAGUGUGAAGUCUUUGUGAUUAAAAUGUUGGUCAAUAGUCUUUACAAUCCCAACACGGAAAUUGUUCAGUUACUGGUGAAUAUGUUGAAUAACUACUACCGAUCACGUAGUUACCAUGGCAUGGAGUUCUUGAUAAGUAUGAAUCCUUCUAUCUAUGUUCUUUCUACCGUAAAAGGUGGUGAGAAUUUAUUAGUCAAUUUCUUAUCAAUUCCCGAGGGUUUUAAGUACUUGGAGGAUAGUGGAUUCAUUGAUAACGAGUUUGAAAAAUGGGUGGGUAUGAAAGACUUUUCAUAUUUGAACCGAAUUGAAAGACUCAUACAAGAAAGCUUCUAUCCAUUUGUGGGCUCGACUCCAAGUAUUAUUUCAAAGGUACAUUUAGAAUGUGAUAACGGAAUUCCUGCCCAACCUAUUGCAAAUUCUUUCUGUUCACUUCACUUCUUCAAGUAUCUUCUUUCUACUGAGGAAGGUCUCAACUAUUUUUCCAAUUUUAAGCAGCGGAAUUACCUUGACCAAAUUAUUAAUGAAAUCGAGAUUAUCUCGGCACAAUUGAAAGCUCAAGAUGGUCAAGCAGAACUUGAUAAUAGAGAUUAUGGUCAUAUGUGCUUGAUUAACAAUCUCAAACAAAACCUUUGGAUAAUUGGUAAUAUUGCACUGGGUAAGUAUGGUAUUCAGCUAUUAGACCCUCUCUACAGUGUUACCUUGAAGAAAAAUAUUAUCGAGACUAUAUUCGAAUUGUUCGAAUCAUGCACGAUAUGGCAAAUAAGAGGACUUUGCUUCUACAUCAUUGGAAUGAUCAGCUCCACUAUCGAGGGUAUCGAAAUAUUGGAUGAAUUGGAAUGGGUUGGUGUAUGUGACUACUAUAACAAGAGUAAAUGUUUAGCAUAUCCAAAGGAAGAUAUCGCGGAUAUUUUCAAUGUGGAGAUCUCCAAUCCUUAUAGGGAUCGCAAUUAUUUCUGGUCAAGAAAUGGAACUUCGUUGGAUAAUAAGAAUAAAGCAGGAUACUUCCCUGGAUCUUCAUUAUACACCCAAAACCUUUCCACUUCAAGUCUUGAUCUAGUUGAUGUGGAGAACGAGGAAGAUGACUUUUUGAGCUUAAACAAUUUACAGAAAGUGAAUGAGAGGAUCAUCUCGCAAAUUCAUUACCUCAAUUCGGUGUUAGGAAAAAUAGAACGCAAGGCACAUAAAGAGUUGUUGAAGAUAAAAAAGACUACUCCAGAGAUCUUCAACAGCCCUCAUCUAUUCUUGGAAGUGGUGAGAGUUAUUGAUCGGGGAAAUUUCAAGUUUCAAAAACGAAAGUUUAUCUUUGAACUCUUCCUUGAUACAGAAGUGUUGGAAAGCAUAUCUAGAAAGGAAAGAAAGAAUUCCAUGAAGCAAUAG